This is a messenger RNA of Adineta steineri, 3264 nucleotides long. The record is from the annotation of a GenBank genome assembly. NCBI's taxonomy places the organism in Eukaryota, Metazoa, Rotifera, Eurotatoria, Adinetida, Adinetidae.
AUGGUUUAUACGAGUUUGAAUCUAUAUGAAACAGAUCGAAAGGUCGGUAAUGAACAAUUACAAUUUGAUUGCUUGUAUUAUCAUGUAGAUAAUGAGACACGUCUUUAUGAUUGGCUACUGACUAAUACAAGUCAGAUUCUUAAGUAUUGUCGUCGUCCUCUGAAUGAAACCAGUAUACCACGUCUUGAUUUUCCCAAUCAACAUCAACAUGUUGAAAACUAUACAUUUAAACAGUUGCGUCAGUCAAAUACUACUAUUAAUGAACUAAUUUCAUGGAGCGCUUCCGUGGAUCUUGCUGAACGAUAUUUCCUUUACAUUGAACAAUCGAACAUUGAUGAUCCAUCAUCAAAAGAAAUAUUCUAUCGAUGCAAAGAUCCGUGGUUUGGUCUUCGAUGUGAGUACACGGCUGUUCAUAUAUUAAUCGACACAGAUGAUGACCCUAAGGAAAGUUUCUACGGGAUAAAUAACUGGUCUGUUAAAGACAUGAUUAAUACUAACAGAGAGUCAUCAUGUUACGUUCAUUUGACAUGUGAUCGCGGAUCGCCUCUGUGUCUUGAUUGGCGUGAAAUAUGCAAUGGUCAAAUCGAUUGUAUUGAUGGCGGUGCCGAUGAAGCACAAUGUUUCCUUCUAGAAAUAAACGAAUGUGCUGAUGAUGAAUAUCGAUGUCAUAAUGGCUUGUGUAUUCCCUUAAAUUUCUACAAAGAUGACGAACAACAUCCAGAUUGUCUCGAUCGUUCUGAUGAGCCAACUAGUAGAUCAUCGUUUAGCUUUUGUUCCAAAGACCCAAGAUUUCGAUGCGAAGAUCAAGUUUGUCGAUCCAAUGACAUGAGCUUUUCUUGUGCUGAUGGACAGUGUGUUAAUAAUUUUAAGAAUUCAUGUGUAAAUGGACGAAACAACUUAGUAAAAAUAGCCAUGAAAGCAAAAGGAAAUUUGUCUCACAGUUGUUCGUUAUUUAUAAUUUGUCAUACGUUAAUGAUCGAUAAGAUUAAUGGAGACUUAUGUGCAAAUCUGUCUGUUUUAUCCAACGCCAAUAACUCUGAUCUGUUCAUUUGUGAAUCAUUAUUUCAAUUUCCAACUAUUCCUGUCCUCUAUGGACAUGUACGUUUUCUGUACGACAACAAUCAAUCGAAACUAAUACAAGCGGGCAUAAAUCUUAUACUCCCUGAUUACAUUUGUUAUGACGCACAGUUAUGUGAUUUUAUUUCAUUCACAUUUCACUAUCAAAAUUUAACUUGUCGCCAUCGUCAACAAAUAGUCGAAGAUACUAAUCUUGGUUAUGAUGAGUUUUUACUAUCUUUAAACAAUUAUUUUCGUCCUUGUGCAGCUCCGUAUAUAAUGUCCAAUGAUGAACAAUACAUACAACAUUCAUCGCUCUAUUGCUGCAAGAAUUCAUCAAAAUGUAUUUCGAAACAUCGUCUCAUGGAUCGUGUACGAGAUUGUCCGAUGGACGAUGAUGAAAACUAUGAACUGAGCUGUUCUUUACAAGAUACGCAUCGUUUCAAAUGCUCCGACCAAGAUACAACGUGUGGGUCGCCAUCAGUCGAUCCUAAUUCUUGCAACGUAUUUAAUCAGAAACAAAACUUAAAUGAAAUACUUUUCCAAAACAUCUGUGAUGGAGUUGUUCAUCUUUUACCUCGAGAAAUCGAUGGACAAAGCCAUAGUGAUGAAACAGAAUGUCAGCAUUGGCCAUGUGAUAAUAUCUACACGAGAUGUGAUAGUUUUAAGGCGUGUCCAGAUGGUAGCGACGAGUAUGAUUGUCUGAACACUAAGUGUCCUUUAAAUCUUUAUCCAUGCAUCUCACCCAUAAAUUAUACAAUAAUUUGUUUAUUAAUGGAUCAAGUCGCUGAUAAUAUUAUCGAUUGUCUUGGAGCAACAGAUGAACUGCAGUAUUGUUACAUAUCGCAUGCUGAAACAAAUGAUCACUGCUGGAACUUUACUGAUUGCAUAUCUCCUGAUCAAUUAUGUGAUCACUUCAGAAGUUGUCCUUCGCUCGUUCAUAAUAACUUUUGUCAAAGUCAUGAGAAGAUAUGUCUGGAUAGUUCGUAUAGUAUUGAUGAAGCAAAAGAUAUAUUCUGUUCAUUAGCAGAGAACAAAAACACAAUUAAAUACUUUUCAUUGAAGACCGCUCGCAUCUAUCCUCUAUUGGAAGAAUCUCUUUCUGCUGUUCAAUUCAAUCAACAACAAGUCAAACAUCAGUCUUUUAUGAAAAACAUUCAAUUUAUCCCCGAGACUAUAGGAUGGAUACGUCAUUGUCCUCAUGGACUGAGUGUUGUUGCCUGGCAAGGUGGUGACACCGUCAUCAACCAAUGCUUUUGUCCACCAAACUACUAUGGUGAUCUAUCGUGCGUAGGCUCAUGGAACAGUCGAUCUAUAUGUGUAUGUCCUGAUAACAAAAUUGGUCCACGUUGUCUCAUACCAUAUAUUCGUCCAGCAGAUAAGUGUAACAAUAAUGGUCACUGUUUCGAUCGAUUUUACGGCAUUUCAUGUGAGCAUGAAAAGAAGAAAUUAGAGAUUGUUUUCAGUAAUAUGGACGUUCCAUCAUACAUUCUGAGCUAUAUUAUUACUCGACGACCAGACGAUUCAUGGUUUACUGCAAUUUCCAUCAAAAAAUUAAUUCACGAUCAACAAGUCGUUACAUUGUAUAAUGCAGAGGACAUUCAUAUGGCAUUUAUCAAACACUCAUCUGAUUAUUAUUUAGCUGUAAUACAGGGUACAUCUAUGUAUCAUGAAAGUAUCUUGACAUUGAUUACUCCUAAUCAGCGUUGUUUACGUAUCAAUGAACUAUUCAAUUUGACUCUGUUAAGAUUACCACGUAUCCGACGCAUAAAAUACUAUCAUCUACCAUGUCAAACUCGUUUAGAUUUGUGGUGCUUUUCCGAUGAAAUGUACAUGUGUGUGUGUACAUCAGAUAAUCAUACAAAUUGUUUUGAAUUCGAUCAUCAAAUAUCGUUUGCCUGCAAACACAACGAUUUCUGUGACAAUGGUGCAUCAUGUUUUCAAGAUGAUAUCACUUGUCCAUCUAGUACCAUAUGCAUUUGUACCGAUUGUUAUUUCGGUACGCGAUGUCAGUUCUAUGCUAAAGGUUUUGGUUUGACACUUGAUGAUAUUCUCCGUUAUGAACUUCGACGUAAUUUCUCAUUGUCUCAACAACGAGUGUCAAUAAAAACGAGUGCUAUAGUGACAAUGUUCAUUCAAAUUCUGGUUUCUGAUUCUAUCACAAAUCGAUUUAAUCAUCAAUCGAACGAUUCUUCAGUUGGGCUGUAA